GUGCUGGUGGUCACUGCCGGAGCUCUGCUCAGCGUGACAGCCAUCUCCAGCGUAGUUUUGUGUUCAUCAGGAGAGAGCAGCAUGAAGUUCAACCUGGCUCUCCUCCUGGCCAUGGCUCUGGCCGUGGCUGUGUUCCGCGCAUGUGGCCUUGGCCUCUGCGGACACCGCUCCUGGGAAAGGGUCAGGGUCAGCAGGAGCCUUGGCACCAAGCACCAGGUCUCCAACUGGCCCUGCAGCCUCGGCCUUUCCAGCUGCCCCAGCUGGAUCCGGCUCAGGCUGAACACCAUGGUCCCUUCACGGGACCCAAAGCAACGUCCCGUCGGCACCGAGCGCCAGCCCUCCGAGCUGCCCUACCCCCUGGGCCACUUCUGGGAAUACCUUGCCCAGGGCAGGAGAGUCUGGCUGCUGUGCAAUAACUGGGACGCCAUCUGCCUCCUCGGCGUGGGGCUGCUUGCCCUCAGCCUCUGGAGAAGUGUGAAGAGAUACAGGAGACAGGGAACGGUCCGGUGGGCCUCAGCUUCCGUGGGGACAGACCACCGGGGAAAGGACGCUCUGGAUGAUUGUGCCUUGCUCUGCCGGAUGGAGGCCAAUGCUGCUGUCGUGGUGAGGUGCCUGAAGCGCCUCUACCAGCUCCGCCUGCAAGAGCUUGGGCUCCCACUGCCGAGGAAGAAGGCACAAAACAAGCACAAGAAAAGAACAGUCCCCUUGCAUACCCUCCGCAAAUUCAUCUAGAGCGUGCACGCCGUGUACCGGUGACAGGAAAGGCAGUGCGGCGAAUUGACAGCGAGCCGGUGAGGCAGGACACACCUCAGCCCGCCGAAGGCUCCUGCCGUGAAGGCACCUCCCCUGACAACUGGAUGCCAACAUCGCCCUGAACACCUCCUCCCUGCACGGGCACCACCGACAAUGCCAGCUGUCCCCUGGUGGGCUGCCCGUGCCCUGCCAGCGCAACAGCCAGCGAGGACUCGGCAUUCAUCUCGUGAGGACCUCCGAGGAGAAGUCCCCUUUUCCAUCCUCCCAGAGGCACCGCUGGGACUGCUGGCAUCCCAAAGGACAUGGCUCUGCUUUGUUGCUCCACAGAGGACAGCAGGAGCAUGCGUGUGCAGCAGAGCUGGCUGGGGGACUCCUGAAAAUUUCUGUUGGUAGCAGACCGCUUCUCCCAGCUGAAUAAAGAUCAUCCGUACAGGAACUUGUGUCCUUUUGGUACCAAGGGGCUUGGGGCAGCAGCCACACGGGAGGCAGUGGGGCAGGUGAGGGCUGCUGCGUGUGGGUUUUAGAGAACACACCUGCAGAGGAAUGGGGGAGCUGGGCUGGGAGAGAAGAGCUGCGAGGUGCCGCCCAGGCGCCCAUGCCCCAGGAGGAGAGACCACAUCCUGGCAGGGUGCCCGUGUCCCACUGAGGUUUCCUUGGGGGUGCCCAUGGCCCUGGGAGGUGGCAGUGGCUGGUGAGUGCCCAGGACCCUGUGAGUCAUGUCCCUGGGGGACUAA
Cygnus atratus (black swan) is the source of this 1487-nucleotide messenger RNA. RefSeq lists its product as uncharacterized. The transcript has 3 exons. Bases 82 to 732 code for a protein of 216 amino acids. Lineage: Eukaryota; Metazoa; Chordata; Aves; Anseriformes; Anatidae. The record is from RefSeq and is a predicted model, not a curated record.